Molecule: messenger RNA, 1182 nt
Organism: Syngnathus acus (greater pipefish)
Lineage: Eukaryota; Metazoa; Chordata; Actinopteri; Syngnathiformes; Syngnathidae
Gene: mettl5
Product: methyltransferase like 5
Exons: 7
Coding region: 314-940 (208 amino acids)
Biological process (GO): rRNA methylation
Molecular function (GO): rRNA (adenine-N6-)-methyltransferase activity; nucleic acid binding
Source: RefSeq, a predicted model, not a curated record
CAUGCUUUCUAAAGAAAGCGUCUAAAGAAAGAGUAGGAAGAAGUGCAACUUAAUUUCAUGUUUCAAAUUUGACGUGGUGCAUUUGUAUUUUAUGGUCGUUACAAUGUCAUGUUUUAAAGGGUAAUGUUUUAUUUAACAUUGGCAACAAUUUGACCGGCUCCACUCUCGCGCGAUUUUGUUCCAUGUCGGUAUGCUUUGGUUGAUACAACCAAAACGGAAGUUGUCUCGUCGACAGUAAAACUUCACAUUUUACUGAAAACUAUCGCCUUGUCAGUCAUUCAAUGGACAAGUUAAGUUUUGAUAGUUGCCCACGAUGAAACUUAAAGAGUUGGAAAGUUGUCUACAACAAGUGGAUACAUUUGAAGAGCCCAAAAUCCUUCUGGAACAAUAUCCAACCAGUGCACAUAUUGCUGCGUGCAUGCUGUACACUAUACACAACACGUUUGAUGACAUCGAGGCGAAACUGGUGGCGGAUCUCGGAUGUGGCUGUGGAGUUCUCAGCAUCGGUGCGGCGAUGCUCGAAGCUGGGUUAUGCGUCGGCUUUGACAUCGACAACGACGCGCUGGACAUUUUCAGAAGAAAUGUUGAUGAAUUCGAGCUUUCCAAUGUUGAUCUGGUCCAGUGUGACUUGUGUUCGCUGAAGGCAGAAGACUAUCGUAACAGUUUUGACACUGUCAUCAUGAAUCCUCCUUUUGGAACAAAACAUAAUCAGGGUAUGGACAUGAAGUUUUUGAGAGCUGCCAUAACAAUGGCAAAGACAGCUGUAUAUUCACUUCAUAAAACAUCAACACGUGAGCACAUACAAAAGAAGGCAAAUGACUGGGGAGUGAAGAUGGAAGUCAUAGCAGAACUGAGAUACGACUUACCGGCAUCUUAUAAGUUUCACAAAAAGAAAUCGGUUGACAUUCAGGUGGACUUCCUUCGCUUCUCCAAAGCUUGAUGCUUUUGACUGGAAUGGACUUGUUUGCCUCUGUAUAUAAUAAAUGUUUUGUCCAAAAGAAAUGAUCAGCGCGUGGCCUCAUUAGGAUCCGUUUUCAGUUUUGGCCACCUUAGCCGCGGGACCAUCGGCUUCCUCGAGUUCUCUCUUUGGGGCUGCAGGGGCUGGAGGAAAAAGCAAAUUGCAAAUUCUUAUUUCAUGCAAAUACUGUGAUACUGCCUUGGAAUAAAUGUUUACAUACCCGC